AAGACAUUGAAUUCUUGAUUUUCUAGUUACACGUGUUCAGAACUCGCACUCUCGGUUUUCGGAAUUAUUAGAAAGUUAUUUUUGGGGUGAAAUAUGGCCUCUAAUGAUUUACACACGCAGUAUAGAAUAAAAUGCCCAAAGAACGUCAACCCCACUCAAAUAAGUCCUGAGAGUUUCCAAGAUUUUAUUCCUCCCAAUGUCAAAGUAGUAGAUGUAAAGGGUUUAACCCCAAAACAACAAAAAAAGCCUUGCAGAUGGGAAAUCACCGCCACACUUCAAGAAGGUGAAGAAGUUUAUUAUGAUAAUGAAGAAAGAUAUGAUCUUCGGACAGAAAUUGAUGUGUACAAACCAAGGAAUACAAAUUUGUUAGGAGAAAAAAAGGCCAUUAGAAAUGGAGAAACAUCCUGGAUUUUUCAAUAUGAGGUCGUUUGCGAGUGCGGGCAGACGUGACUAGUUUUGAUCUUGAUUCAGUUGAUUAAUUGAAGGUUUAAAAUAUUUUUUAUAUUAGAAUGUUUGCUUUGUAGAAUUAGUUAUUUAUAGUGAUAGUUGUAUUUAA
Molecule: messenger RNA, 556 nt
Organism: Zophobas morio
Lineage: Eukaryota; Metazoa; Arthropoda; Insecta; Coleoptera; Tenebrionidae
Exons: 3
Coding region: 94-450 (118 amino acids)
Source: RefSeq, a predicted model, not a curated record